AUGGACUUUGAGGGCCUUUUGUUUCAUGAGAAGAUUAAUGAAGAUGAGGAUGUCAUCUUGAAAGAGGAUAUUAGAAGAAUCAAUAUCUCCUUGGAAGGUGAACUUGAGAAGAAGGAAGAUAUUGCAGUAAAAGAGGAACAUGUUGGUUUUGCUAAAGCUAACCAAGAAGAAGUUGAAAAUGACAACUUGUUGAUGUGUAUUGAAGUAGUUGAUAGAGAAAGCAAUGAAUUAAUUCUAGGUGGGACAAAGAUUGCCACAAAAGGUAAGGUUGAAUCAAAUCUUAUUGAUUUAUUUCAUGUGAAUGAGAGUAAAAAGGUAGAGGAAAUAAUUGCAGUAGUUGAUGACUUUGUUGAAGCCAAAUUUGAGAAGCUUGAUGAGGAGAUUAGUAAAGAUGAGGAUGUCAUCUUGAAAGAGGAGAUUAGAAGAAUCAAUAGCUUCUUGGAAGUUGAACUUGAGAAGAAGGAAGAUAUUGCAGUAAAAGAGGAACAUGUUGGUUUUUCUAAAGCUAACCAAGAAGAAGUUGAAAAUGAUGACUUGUUGAUGUGUAUUGAAACAAUUGACAGAGAAAGAGAUGAAUUAAUUCCAGGUGGGACAAAGGUUGCCACAAAUGGUGAGGUUGAAUCAAAUCUUAUUGCUUUAUUUCAUGUGAAUGAGAGUAAAAAGGUAGAGGACAUAAUUGCAGUAGUUGAUGACUUUGUUGAAGUCAAAUUUGAGAAGCUUGAUGAGGAGAUAAAUUUGAAGAAGGAUGACUCCCAACCAGAGGGAUACUCCAACAAAGAUACUUCUACUCUAGUAGUACAUGUUCAGUCAGAAGUUUCUCACAAGCAGCCAUUUGUGCAGAUUGAUCCGGUAGAGAAAGAAAUUGCAGAUGACACCACUGAUAAUCAAGCAAUUAGGGACUCUGGUGAAGCUGUGAAAGAUCCUCCAGUUAUGGAAUUUCACCUAGAGGAACCAGUCAAGGAGAUUGCAGAUGAGAAGGGAGUAGAUGAGAAAACUCAAGAAGAAGCUGAUGUAGCCAAGGGUGAUACAAGUGCAAGUGAUGAGAAAGAAAAAGGAGAAGAGAACGUUGGAGAGGCACCAGUGACCAUGUCAAGUUCCACUGUUCCUGACAAAGGUAAGCGAAUUACAGCUAAUGAAGAUGACUUUUCACAUGGACCAAUUGACUUGAGCACAAUGUCUCCCAUACAAGAAUUGGAGUUGGUCACCCUUGCCCAAAUUAAAGCGAGUGAGGACUUACUAAAGUAUCAAUCAGAAGACAAGGAACUUAUAUCUUUGGCCACCAGUGUGUUAGAGAAAAAUUUGCCUUCUUUCAAGUAG
Messenger RNA from Cryptomeria japonica (Japanese cedar), 1317 nucleotides. RefSeq lists its product as uncharacterized. The record is from RefSeq and is a predicted model, not a curated record. Bases 1 to 1317 code for a protein of 438 amino acids. Lineage: Eukaryota; Viridiplantae; Streptophyta; Pinopsida; Cupressales; Cupressaceae. The transcript is spliced from 3 exons.